Messenger RNA from Aphis gossypii (cotton aphid), 969 nucleotides. RefSeq lists its product as uncharacterized. The transcript is spliced from 4 exons. Lineage: Eukaryota; Metazoa; Arthropoda; Insecta; Hemiptera; Aphididae. The record is from RefSeq and is a predicted model, not a curated record. Bases 155 to 631 code for a protein of 158 amino acids.
UGAACAAUAAAAGAAUAAUUCUUACAAAACAGAUAAAAUAGACUCAAAAAUACUAUUUAAGGGAUUCAUCUAUAAGCCAGUGUGUUAGUAUUGACGUCUGGUACUCUGAGUUUAUGAGCACUUGUGAUUUGUGAAACAGAACUAAAUAACUAAUAUGUCGAAAAUUACGAUCGCAGUGUUAGUGCAGGUGGCCGUCUUUUUUGUAAUGCAGGUAUCCGUAGACUCCUGCAACGAUAAAAUCAUCAAAGAUAUGAUGGUGAGUAUUUGUGGAAUGAAUAUCAAACGCUCAUUUUCUGAUAACAGCAACCGCGGUUCGUUGUUCGGGUUAAAUUUAAGGGGAAUGUUGGGCGAUACCGAACGCGAUUUCAAACGCCUGGUCGAAGAUACCGUCGAAGCAGAUUGGCAACUGAAAAAAUCUUAUGAGCAUAAACCAAAAGAAUCAAAUGUUUCUCCACUGCAGCGUCCAAUUCACUUAUCGCGUUUCAAAGAUAGUUCUAGACACAUGAAAACACGUGAUGAUUCCGGAAAGGCUGUGGUUAUAAAACGGGAAAUAAUGAUGUCGUUAAAAGAGUGUUGCCUCAAUAAGAACUGUUCUAUUACAGAUUUCCGUCUUAUAUGCGAGAAAAAAUAAACAAUAUAAUCAAAAACAUUUUAACAUAAUAUACCUUGUUUUAUUAUUAAAUUAUGGGUAAUAAUUAUUAUCAGUAGUCAGUACGUAUACACAAAAAUACACUAAUAAUUAUUUGUAUUUUUUUAAAAUAUAUUAUAUUUUAAUGUUCCAUAUAAUGGAGCAAAUAUAUAAAUCGCCGUAAAAUCACAGACUUGUUUUUAUAAUAAUUUUUUAAAAAUCGUUAUUUAUAUUAUAUUCACCGACAAUCGUAUAUCGUGAACUAAAAUCGUGCAAACUUAACACAGGAACUAACGACUUAUCAUACUUAUAAAAAUUAAAUUAAAAUUAACACAGCAGAA